CGCCCGCCCCACCACUGGGGCCGUGUGCAAGUCGCGCAUAGACUACGGUGGCGCGCUGCCCUCGCGCAUCAUUCGACCUCCGCGCACCAGUCUCGGCAACACCGCCCUGAACUGUACACGCGUUCGGGAGUUAGACUCUCGUAGCGAAUCGACGAACAGGAUAAGUUAAGCGAGCACAAUGCCUUUCAAACCUGCAGAUAACCCGAAAUGCCCGAAGUGUGGCAAGUCCGUGUACGCGGCCGAAGAGCGCGUCGCUGGCGGAUACAAAUUCCACAAGACCUGCUUCAAAUGCGGUAUGUGCAACAAGAGCUUGGACUCCACCAACUGCGCAGAACACGAGUCUGAACUGUACUGCAAAAACUGCCACGGCCGCAAAUACGGACCCAAGGGCUACGGCUUCGGCGGUGGCGCCGGGUGCCUAUCGAUGGACGCCGGCGAUCAGUUCAAGGAGCCCGCUGCAGAGGGCGUGAGGACCAACGGAGCGUGCCUGGAGCCGCGCGUCAUCGCCAAGGCGCCGCCCGGCGAGGGCUGUCCUCGCUGCGGCGGCUACGUCUACGCUGCGGAGCAGAUGCUCGCUCGCGGAAAGGGUUAUCACAGACGGUGCUUCAAAUGCAUAAGUUGCAACAGAACACUUGACUCAACCAUGCAUUGUGAUGGCCCGGAUAGAGAAAUAUAUUGUCGAGGAUGCUACGCACAAAGAUUUGGUCCUAGAGGUAUUGGCCACGGGGGAAUGUCGACCCUCGGUCUCAUGUGUGAUUUAAAGGACUUGGAGUGGCAAAGCGACCAAGCACCCAAGACCACAUUGAUCGACACGACCUCGAUCAUGGCGCCGCCCGGCAAGGGGUGCCCGCGGUGCGGCGGCGUGGUGUUCGCCGCCGAGCAGGUCCUGGCCAAGGGUCGCGAGUGGCAUCGCAAGUGCUUCAAGUGCCGCGACUGCACCAAGACCCUGGACUCGAUCAUCGCGUGCGACGGGCCCGACGGCGAGGUGUACUGCAAGACCUGCUACGGCAAGAAGUGGGGACCCCACGGAUAUGGGUUCGCUUGCGGAUACGGCUUCCUUCAAACUGAUGGCCUAUCCGAGGAGGAGAUCUCCAAAAGCCGCCCGUUCUACAACCCGGACACUACGUCCAUCAUGGCUUCCAAGGGACAGGGUUGUCCUCGCUGCGGCGGCAUGGUCUUCGCUGCUGAACAACAGCUGGCUAAGGGAACGAUGUGGCACAAGAAGUGCUUCAACUGUGCAGAGUGCCACCGACCGCUGGACUCCAUGUUGGCAUGCGAUGGGCCCGACAAGGAGAUCCACUGCCGCUCCUGCUACGCUAAGCUCUUCGGGCCCAAGGGAUUCGGUUACGGCCACACCCCCACCCUCGUUUCCAACGCCGACGCCGAGCCAACCCCCUCUUACACAGAACAGCUACCCUUCACCGGGCAAAAGGCAGCUAAAGGCCAGGGUUGCCCGCGUUGCGGCUUCCCUGUAUACGCGGCAGAGCAGAUGCACUCCAAGAAUGGCACAUGGCACAGGCGGUGCUUCUCAUGUGCAGAUUGCCACAGAUCUCUUGAUUCCACCAAUUUGAAUGACGGCCCCAACGGCGAGAUAUACUGCCGCGGCUGCUACGGUCGUAACUAUGGACCCAAAGGUGUAGGUUUCGGUAUGGGCGCAGGCACAUUAACCAUGGCUUAGUUGAACUAUAGAGCUGGACUUUAUAGGAUCAUUUAAUAGUGCGAAUGGUAGCAUGAAAGGAAUCUAAUCUAUUGCCUAAUGCUACCCUCGAUCAUACCUUUCAUUAAACUGGCUUUAAUAAUGGUUGAUCUAUCCGAUGAGACUAAUUAAGUGAAUAAUGAUAUAUUUUUAAACGGAUAAUUAAGUGCAUAUAUUUUAUGAUAGAAAGGUAUAAAUUAAAGGUUACAUUCCUUUCAUAUUAUGUACAAAGUGUGUGAUGAAUGUGCUUGGGCCCUUAGUUUAUAAAUUUGUCAUAAAAUAUUGUAACUCUUUUAUUUAGUAAGACGCAUAGAUCUAAUGUAGCUUUAAGGAAGAAUAAGUUAUGGAUGAAUAAAAAAUGUAAAAAGCAAAAAAAAA
Messenger RNA from Cydia splendana, 2074 nucleotides. RefSeq names its product muscle LIM protein 1 (gene Mlp60A). NCBI's taxonomy places the organism in Eukaryota, Metazoa, Arthropoda, Insecta, Lepidoptera, Tortricidae. Gene Ontology annotation, molecular function: structural constituent of muscle; actinin binding. The coding region runs from base 179 to 1678 and encodes 499 amino acids. Gene Ontology annotation, biological process: muscle tissue development; sarcomere organization. The record is from RefSeq and is a predicted model, not a curated record. Gene Ontology annotation, cellular component: cytoplasm; nucleus; Z disc. The transcript has 11 exons.